Molecule: messenger RNA, 1683 nt
Organism: Microthlaspi erraticum
Lineage: Eukaryota; Viridiplantae; Streptophyta; Magnoliopsida; Brassicales; Brassicaceae
Source: the annotation of a GenBank genome assembly
AUGUCCGGUUCAACGUCACUCGGGGCUCCUCAUGCCUCUCCGGUGGAAAUCGGAAUAAUGAUGGAGAAAAUUCGCUCCUGUCACGAGGAAAUUGAAAGACUGGAGCAAUCGGUUAUGGAAGCUCUACAGACAGAAGAUAUGUCUCCGGUGGAGCCGUUGUUGCAAGGCCACCGUCUCCGAAACAUGGCUAAGCUUAUCAUGCUGAAGUCUGAGAAACUUGUUGAGACCUAUGAAAAGUUUGAAGGUGAUAUAGCACCGCUUCGUGACCAGAGUCGCUCAAGGACAGAUUUGUCUAGCGCCUUUUCUUCUCGUUUGCAAGAGAUUCUUGAGUAUCAUGGAACGCAUACUUGUGCACCCAUGGUUGUAGACCAUGAAGCACUCUCCAAGGAGGAAUCAUUAGUUGAGUUCACCAGAGAGGAUUGCUUUGGUCCGUACUUGGACUUAUCUUCUGAUCCAGAAAGUGGUGACGUUUGCAACAAGAAACGCUCAGUGGGUUGGGAUGGGAAGCCUAUACCAUACUGGCUGGACAAACUUGGCCUUGGCCAGGAGUACAGAUGCGAGAUAUGUAAAAGUAGCUAUGCGGGGAAAAAGUCUUUUGAAAGGCAUUUUAAAGAAUGGCACCACCAUCGCGAAUUGCUUGUGACUCAAGGCAAAUCGAUUGAGGAAGCAAUACUUGGGAUGCCACCACAGAGGCUCCCCUGGCCACUCGGGGCUGAUGGGAAAUUCAGACGACCACUUGAUGUUUCGCAAGUAACGGAUCAGGGAACCCUAGGAAACGGUUCAAAUCAAGCUCCGGCGAUUCCACCUCAAGUGAGAGAUGUGCUAGCAGCUUACCUAGCUGAAGGGGAGAGAAUGGUAGCUAAACACUUGGCUGGUGCCACUGAUCACUCAGGCGGUGGUUCGCUAAGGCUCAUUCCGGAUGGGGACAGGGCUGCUUCGCUGCUUUUCGAACCUCACAAGUGUACAUGCAGAGUCCCUGAAGGGAUCACGUGCAAGGAGCUUGAUGUUAUUAAGCUCGCAGCCCAGUUUCGGGCGCUGAAUGGGGGGCGUCUCUGGGAGGGAUGUAAGGAGAGAAGUGAUACGGAUCCUCAGUUUGAGUUCAUGAAGCUAACUGGUGGUGGAAGCGGAAGCAGGUCCACUACUCUCUUCGUUGAUCUUUCUUUAGCAUAUUUUGAAGUAGUGAAUCGUCCUGAGAUCUUGAGAGAAACGCUGAGGGAGAAUGCUGCUGAUAUGGAGACGGUUCUUGAGACUUGUUUCAAUCGUCUUCAGUUGGAUCGAUUCCUGGAGGAGCAUGAGGAUGAGCUAAGGGAGGACAAGGAGAAGGCUCCACUUGAUCCACCACCAAAACCACAACCGUUGGUGGGUUGUGUUACAAUCUGUGUUUAUGCUCCCGACUGCUCGUCCGUGUUUUAUUGUGAAUACUUUGAUUUCGACAUGGCGUCCUUGUCCGAAACCGUGGCAAGUUUGAAGGAGAAAAUAGCCCAGAAGGUGAAAAUUCCAGCAAGCCAACAUAUUUUACGUGGAAAGACCGGGAUUUUAGAGGACGACAACAAGUCACUUGCACACUACAAUGUGGGAGCAUUAGACAUCCUAGACUUAUCCUUCACUUUGUGUCAUUGUGUGUCUCUCCUUUUACUGUUAUGUUUGAUAAUCUUUAAAACAAUUUCUUUUUUUGGGUUUUAA